CUUCCCUAAUCUUAUGAGCCAUCAUUCACCUUCCUUCUCUUCUUCUCUCCUUUCUCCCUCACUCACGGCUGACCACGAACACCACCACCAUCAGCGGCAGCCCAGCCACGCAGCAGCAGGGCGCAGCCGCCUCCAGCAGCACCGUUUCCCCUACCAGCAGCUAGGCUGCGUUGUGCAGCCUGUGGACAGCAACUAGGCUGCGUUUGGACCCUUCAACCACCACGAACAGCCUCGGUUCACCAUCACCAGGCCGCCUGCCUUUUUCCCUGCACCGUGAGCAGCCACCACAGCAAGGCAGCCCCUCUUCUUCCCCACGAACAAUCACGAGCAGCAGUGGGCUGCGUGGCCAGCAGCGAGCAGGGCUGCGUGUUGCUCUCACAGCAGCCGGCUGCCCCUAGUGCCGCCAACUCCCCACCUUGGUCCUCCACCACCACAACAACCACCUACAAUCUUACCAUUUUCUAGUUCCUCCAUUGUUACCAGUUCAUAAGAGGAAAGUAGAACCUUUGUUGGAUGAUUUUUGUGACUUUUUGAUCGUGCAGUGACGUUUACAGGUAGUGAUUUCUACAGAGAAUAACCAGGAGCUGAGCAUUAUUAGCAGAAGAGGGAUAUUCCUUGUAACAAAUUGUUGGGGUUUAGUCAUUAAGCUAAAAUAAGAAGUAAUUGGUGAAGGCACGGAUAACUGGACACAUCAAUGAGUAACCAAACUCCAAUAUUCUUGAAUUUCUUGUUUUAAUAGCUGCCUGAAUUCUGGUUCAUUGUGGUUCAUCAGAAUUUCGAAGCCUUUUCGUUUAUAGAAUCAGCUGGUUCUUUGACUAUAGAAAUAUGUCUAUUUGUACCACUAAUCUGUUUCCUCGAGAUUGUCUUUCUUUUGGCUCUUCAAAAACCACCAUACAAAUUCAUCCACGAUAUGCUUCCCUUUCGGUUUCAUUGUCUAUGUUUCGUCAUGGAACACAACGUUUGCACCAUUGUGCUGCUUCAAUAAGGAAAUCUGAUUCAACAUCCAACUCUAAGCCCGACUCUAACUCGGACUCAAAGUCAAAGCCUAAGAGGAAAGGUCGUCCAAAGGAAACCCGAAAUUUAGAAGCCGAGAUAAACAAUACUUCAGAGGUUCCACCAUUGACAAUACCAAGAAAACCAAGGCGUGGUCAUAGGAGGGAAGCAGUUGCUGUUGAGGAUUUUGUACGUGGUUCACUUGAAAAGACAUUUGCUUCAAUUCGACAGCAAAAUCCUGAUUACUUUGUUAACAAAGAGCAAAUUCUUAGAGAAGGAAAUGCCAAGACUCGCCCUAGUGAUGGUAGUGAGGAUGACAAUGAUAUUGAUGAUGGUAUAAUAGAUGAACAUAUGGUUAUCGAGGAGGAGGAUCCAACUUGGCCAGUGGAUGCUGACGUGGGAUGGGGCACUAGGGCAUCAGACUAUUUUGAAAAGCACCCUAUCAAAAACAUUGUUGGAGAUGAUGGUAAUGAAAUUGAUUGGGAAGGUGAAAUUGAUGACAGUUGGGUUCAAGAAAUCAAUUGCCUUGAGUGGGAGAGUUAUGCUUUUCACCCAAGUCCAUUGAUCGUUCUUGUUUUUGAAAGAUACAACAGGGGAAGUGAUAACUGGAAACUUCUCAAAGAGUUGGAGAAGGCACUCAAGGUGUAUUGGAAUGCUAAAGAUAGACUUCCCCCUCGUGCAGUUAAAUUGGACAUCAAUAUUGAGAGAGAUUUAGCGUAUGCUCUUAAAGCUAGACAGUGCCCGCAAAUACUAUUUUUACGUGGGCAAAAAAUUUUGUACAGAGAUCACGAACUGAGAACUUCAGAUGAAUUGGUUCAAAUGAUUGCUUUCUUCUAUUAUGGAGCCAAAAAACCAGCAUGGGUUGAUGAAGCAGCUCUAGCUCGAUAGUUUCAGUUCAGAAAUUCAGGUGCACCAUCUCGACACGAAGUAUCCUCACCAGCGCAGAUCUCUCAUGAGGUGUUCUUUCUUUUUGUAAUUCAUAUCUGUUAUUUAGGUGUGAUGUGUAAGUGGGAGCCAAGGAUGCAGGGGGACCUAGGCGCCCUUCAAUGCCCGCACUUGAGGGGAUUGUGUUCAAAAAACGUUUUUACUUUUGAUCAGUGAAACAUAAUCCGCUAGUUAGUUUGACUUUUGAAUUCGCAAUUGGCUCCAAAUGGCUCAAAAAUAGCCUAAAACCGAUCUUAAUUCACUUUUUUUAUUCGUGAUUCGCGAGGCGACUAGCAAAUUAUGUGACACUGCUAUUGAUACAUUUUUUUGAUAAUAUUGCUUAUGUAUUUUUGGAUUGAACUUUUGUAUUUUUAUGACACUAGCAAAUUUGUGUUCCCAUUCACUCUUUCUUGAAUCCGCCAGUGACGGAUGUCAACACUUUGACGGAUUGCAAUAGCAGUGUAACAUCAUGUAUGGAGAUUGCUAGCGUUAUGGAUGAUAGUGGCGAAUAGACUACAAUCAACAUUAGGAGUGAUCGAGAAGGGUUUUCAUACUUUGUUGUAGGAAUUCGAACUCUUUGUAAUAUAUCAAUGCUAUGGGGAUAUUUGUAUGUAAAGGUUGAAGAUGUUUCUAUUUUGAUGCAUUGAGAUUUCCUAUUCUUAA
Amaranthus tricolor (Joseph's coat) is the source of this 2580-nucleotide messenger RNA. Its product is annotated as thioredoxin-like fold domain-containing protein MRL7, chloroplastic. Gene Ontology annotation, cellular component: chloroplast stroma. Bases 826 to 1881 code for a protein of 351 amino acids. NCBI's taxonomy places the organism in Eukaryota, Viridiplantae, Streptophyta, Magnoliopsida, Caryophyllales, Amaranthaceae. The transcript has 6 exons. The record is from RefSeq and is a predicted model, not a curated record. Gene Ontology annotation, biological process: chloroplast organization; regulation of DNA-templated transcription.